ACCGUUCGUGGUUCGCCCACAUCGGUAUUAACAUGAAGAAGUAGGGGGAACAUGGCUGAGCCGCAAACUGAGUGGUUCCGGAAUUAAAUCGUUGUCAGGUUCUGUUUAGGAUCCGCGUGACAUUUCCUUGAUGAUGUGGUCGUUUGGAUGGACAGCAAGAGCUGGUCUCAAAACUCCGAGUCGCGUGAAACUGUGUCGUAAGAGGGCGGAGUGGAAAGGAGUCUACGGUCGCAAGCAGGGGCUCUGCACAUCCAGCUCGUGUUCGCCACGGACAGCUCCGUGGAGGCUCAUGUUCUUCGGCACCGAUCAAUUCGCUUUGGAGUCCCUGAAACUCCUUUCAUCCAGCAGGAAAUCCAGUGAAGCCCUAGUGGAGACCCUUGAGGUUGUGACAUUGUCUCAGGACGUUCCUGUGAAGAGGUUUGCCCAGCAGAACCACCUUCCACUCCACAACUGGCCCCCCGUCAUCGCAGAAGGGCAGUUUGAUGUUGGUGUCAUCGUAUCUUUUGGCUGUUUGCUCCACCAAAGAAUUAUCAACAAGUUUCCAUAUGGGAUUUUAAACGUUCACCCCAGCCUGUUGCCAAGGUGGCGAGGUCCAGCACCAGUCUUCCACACCAUCCUGCAUGGUGACACAGUGACGGGAGUAACCAUCAUCCAGAUACGUCCUCACAAGUUUGACGUUGGUCCCAUUCUCAACCAGGAGCUUUAUCAGGUACCAGAAAACUCCACUGCUGACGAGCUUGGAGCUGCGCUAGCUGUUAAAGGAGCUCAUCUACUGAUCGAUACAUUGAGGAAACUCCCUGAGAGAAUUGAGGUGAAACGGGAGCAAGGGCAUGCAGGUGCAACAUUUGCCCCUAAAAUUAACACAAACAUGAGCUGGGUGUUUUGGGAGGAACAAACCUGCAAUCAAGUUACUCGUUUGUAUCGUGCAAUUGGAUCACGGAUACCUUUGAGAACUACAUGGAGGGGCAGAACAGUGAAACUUUUAGAUUUUGUUGGAAAGUAUCACGUUUCAGAUCAAAGACAUCAGACCCCUGGAUCUGUGUUCUAUGACAAAGGUUCCUGUACGCUGGCUAUCUGUUGUAAGCUGGACAUCGGUAGCCUGACGAUCUCCCCAUGCUACAGGACAAUAAACAACGUGACGUACUCACUGCAGUGGAUGUCAGUAAACGAGGCAGCUGUUGAAGAAGGAUGGUUGGGUGGGCUUCAAAGCUGUACUCCUGAACAAAAGACUCACAGCAGCUGAUUUCUAUAAUGGAUAUUUGCAUCAAACGUUUCAAAAGAACUCACCCAGCUGUACAGCUGAAGAGCGCUUUGUCAGUCCAAAAGAAGAAAACAAGGAGCUUCACAAGAGUGAGAAGUCACUGAGAUGCAGAAACACAUUUCAUACUUAGCAUAUGAGUAAAAAUAUAAGAAUUAUGGACUUCAACCCUCUGUUUUGGGUUUUUGUAUUAUAUUCAUACCUGUAAUAAAAAUUGUUGAAUAAGAAA
Nothobranchius furzeri (turquoise killifish) is the source of this 1487-nucleotide messenger RNA. RefSeq names its product mitochondrial methionyl-tRNA formyltransferase (gene mtfmt). The record is from RefSeq and is a predicted model, not a curated record. Gene Ontology annotation, cellular component: mitochondrion. NCBI's taxonomy places the organism in Eukaryota, Metazoa, Chordata, Actinopteri, Cyprinodontiformes, Nothobranchiidae. Gene Ontology annotation, biological process: biosynthetic process; conversion of methionyl-tRNA to N-formyl-methionyl-tRNA. Gene Ontology annotation, molecular function: methionyl-tRNA formyltransferase activity.